Molecule: messenger RNA, 996 nt
Organism: Trypanosoma cruzi
Lineage: Eukaryota; Euglenozoa; Kinetoplastea; Trypanosomatida; Trypanosomatidae
Exons: 1
Coding region: 1-996 (331 amino acids)
Source: RefSeq, a predicted model, not a curated record
AUGCGGUUUUGUGGGAGUAUUCGUGGAAUGGGGAUUGCCGCGUUUGCCGGCCGCAGACGACGAUCUAUAGUUUGUUGUCACCGGAUGCACGCCACGGAGGGAAAGAACGCAUUGUCCUCACUGCACCUUGCAGAGGAAAAGGCACAACUUUUCUCGCGGCUUUCAGAGGCGUUAUUUGCGGAUGAGGCAGCCGCUCUUUCGCUGCGCCUCCCCGACACCGGCGAGUGUGAGGUGAGCGGUGCGGUUAAUGAGGCUGAGGCGCUGGAGGCACCGUCCUCGGCCGAGCACUGCAUGGAGGUUGCUCUUUCGCCCCCGCCGCUGUUGUCCUCCUCAAAAGGGAAUGAGGGAAAUGCUGAAGAAGGACCACGAGCAGACGCGGCAAUUUGCGACAGUCUGUCACCGAAUGCAUCUUUUUCUUGCGCCAUGGAUGAGCUUUCCAUGUGCCUUCACGGGAGUGAGUUUUCGACAGCCUUGGCAACGGCGGUGCGUGCUUUUAUGUCAAGUGACACUUCCGUCAUGAACCGCGCGGCCUCUGAGCUGAUACUUGCUGGGAGCGAUGUAAAGGCUCUUUUUUCUGAUGGCACGCUUCGUGGCGUUCGAAUGGAACAUAAAUGCAUGAGUCAAUGCGACUUUUCCACAAUGUCUUUUCUUUCUGUAGUUGCUACGGAUGUGGAUUUUUCCCGCAGUCUUUUCUAUGGUGUCAUCUUUCACGAUUGCAUGUUUGUUCGCUGCUGCUUUGACGGCUGUGUCUUGAAGGAAAUAUGUUGCUCGGGAAAUGUGCGUUUUGAGGAGUGUUCCUUCCGGUUUGCGAGUAUCGGAUUGCGUCUGUCACGUGGAGAAAAAAAGGCUUCUGUGAAGGUGUUGUUUGAUCGUGGCGAUUUUGAUUUGGCAGACUUUGACGGUAGUGAUCGGCUUCCUGCGAAGUGCUUCACAAACUGCUGCAACACCGACCUUGCCGCGAAAUUCCCCCUUAAAGCGUAUGAGGUGAUGUCUUGA